Protopolystoma xenopodis is the source of this 654-nucleotide messenger RNA. NCBI's taxonomy places the organism in Eukaryota, Metazoa, Platyhelminthes, Monogenea, Polystomatidea, Polystomatidae. The record is from the annotation of a GenBank genome assembly.
GCUGGCAUCCUUCUCGUGCAUGACCGUCGUCCCCAAGAGAAGGAAAACCUUGUAGAAACGCUACAUGGCCACAACCACACGAGUUCUGUGGCCUCUGGCCACAGUGGCUCAGUGGGUAGUGGACUCACCGGGCGACCUGGCGCAGGACUUAAUGCUAUUGCAAUGGCUGCCGCCGACGCAGCGGGAACAGUAGUUACUAGUGCCCAUUCACGACAGACGUCGAGUAAGAAGCGGUCUAAAGGAAAAAAGCUGCGUGGCCGACUGACGCGUGCUGCUGGUGGUCGCCAAGUGUCGGCUUCAGCAGCCUCGCCUAGCCCGCCUGAGCCGUUUCUUUACGUUGAAGCAGAUGACGAUGAAUUCGACGUAGAGGAUGCCAGCCAGCCAGAAGCAGCGAUACCAGCUUCUGGGUCCACAUCUGUUCCCGGUGGCCAAUCAUCUGACUCAAAGUCAGUAGAUGUUAAGAGUACGGCCAAGGAGGAGUUGAAACAAAGCGAUGAAGCAAAUCACGAGCCCAUGGAGACCGACCCGAUUCCAUCCUUAACUGUGCCUACUGAGCCAUUGAAAAAAGAUGAGGCGAAAUCACCAGAGACUCCUGAUAAACCUAGAGAUAACGCAUCUUGUGACAGCGACAAGCCGCAUGAUGACAAGCAUUGA